GGGAGGAGCCCAAACCCUAGACCCCGCAGCCAAAGAUCCCACCGCUCCACCAGAGGCGAUCGAGGAGAGGACUCGAGACAACCCAACCCCGCCGCCGAGCUACAUCGAUCCAUCGAUGGCCCCGGACACGGAGACCACGCUUGCGAUCCGCGACGACGAACCCGCCGCCGCCGAGGUAGAUCGAUCGAUGGCCACGGACACGGAGUCGCCGACGCCGACGCCGGUGCCGACUCUUGCGAUCCGCGACGAGGAAGAACCCGCCGCCGCCGCCGGAGCCGGAGCCGGAGCCCAGGUCCUAGAGGAAAGAAGCGUCGCCGUCAUCCUGCAGGAGCUGCUCCAGCCCAGGGACCGGCGCGUCCAGGCUUCGGCCUUCUUCUUCGCCUGCGGAGGCUCCGUGGUGCUCCACGGGACCGUGGCCAACCUCGCGGACAACCCGGAGCAUGUCCUGCUCGGAUUCGGGCUGUUCACGGUCGGCGCGGCGCUCGCCUUCCUCACGCUCAGCGGCUCCGACCGCCUCGGGCGCGCUGCGGCUCGCGUGGAGGAAAAGCUCAGAGGAUUGUUCCGCUCGCCCGCUGGCUAGAUCCUGCAGCUAGCUAGUAGCGAAGCGAACCCUCGACGGUCCUUCUGUUUGAGUGUGCUAAUAGUUCUACUAGUGUGCCGGCGUGGGCUGAUGCUGGGCUCACCAUGUGGUUUAAUUUUGAGAAUGUGUGCUUUGAUUCUGUGUAUAUUACGAGAUAAGUGUGAUAGAUGUAGUGGUAACUAAAUAAUUAAAGUUCUCCUUAGGGUCGAUUGUAAUUCCAAUAUCCCCUUUGAAUAUAAUGUUUCCUUUC
This is a messenger RNA of Zea mays, 830 nucleotides long. RefSeq lists its product as uncharacterized. Bases 116 to 580 code for a protein of 154 amino acids. The transcript has a single exon. The record is from RefSeq and is marked predicted. NCBI's taxonomy places the organism in Eukaryota, Viridiplantae, Streptophyta, Magnoliopsida, Poales, Poaceae.